Messenger RNA from Penicillium canescens, 2289 nucleotides. RefSeq names its product putative microtubule binding protein HOOK3. The coding region runs from base 1 to 2289 and encodes 762 amino acids. Gene Ontology annotation, biological process: cytoskeleton-dependent intracellular transport; cytoplasmic microtubule organization. The transcript is spliced from 7 exons. NCBI's taxonomy places the organism in Eukaryota, Fungi, Ascomycota, Eurotiomycetes, Eurotiales, Aspergillaceae. Gene Ontology annotation, cellular component: centrosome; cytoplasm. The record is from RefSeq and is a predicted model, not a curated record. Gene Ontology annotation, molecular function: dynein light intermediate chain binding; microtubule binding.
AUGGCGUCGGAACAUAUGGUCACCAAGGUUUUGUUGGAAUGGAUCAACAGCUUUUCGUUGGGCAAGACACUCCGAGCCACCGAUGAAUUGACCGAUGGGAUUAUUCUAUGGGAAAUCCUCCAGGACAUUGACCCUCAGUAUUUCCUCGAGGAGAUCCCAGAGCGCAACCCAUCCGACCAUUGGGUGGCCAAGUGGCAGAACUUGAAGCACAUCCACAAGCUUUUACUCAACUACAUUCGGCACCAAAACGAUGACACCUUACCCUCCGGCCUCGAUCCCUCGCCCGAUCUCGAAGCGAUUGCGGAAAAGUCGUCCGGCAAGGAGACGAACAAGCUUCUGAAGCUUCUCCUGAUCGCGGCUAUCAGCUGCCCGAACGCCGGAACAUACGUGCAAACCCUCCAGGAACUAAGCACUUCAACACAAGAGGGACUCAAAGAUAUAAUCGAGGAGGCGCAUAAUGGCCAACAUGAACCGAUGGACGCUGCAGAUGAGCUCCGGGAAGACUUGGCCAAACGCGAUCGUCCCGUGGACCUCGAACUGCAGUUCGAAGAGCGCGUGGGAAAGGUCCUUGCGGAGAACGAUCGCCUGACACACGAGAAAAAGGAGCUGGAGAAGGCACUGGAGGACUUGCACAACCGUCUGGCGCGUCUCCAGGAAAACAACGAUACCCUCCAAAACCGCCUUGCUUCCACCGAGGACCGGCUUGUCACAUUGAAAUCUGGAAAGGGCGAUGUCGGGUUCAAUGCAAAGGCAUUAGAAAGCAAAACUCGUCAGCAGGAUGAUCUCAUUGCGUCCCAAGAAGCGAAAUUGACCGCCGCACAAGACGAGAUUGACAGUCUUCGGAUGACAGUGGAGUCCUUGCGGGUCAAGAACCAACGCUAUCAGAAAUUACAAGAUGACUAUGAUGAGCUCCGGACUGAGAAAGAUCAGCUUGCGCGCAAGGCUAACGCGGCUGAGAAAUACCGCCAGAAGCUGCAAGCCAGCCAAGACUUCGAGAAAGAGAACCAGACUCUCAAGAAUCAGAUCAAAGACAUUCAGCAACAACUGAAGGAUUCAGACUCGCAGCAGCGAUGGUCUUCAGAGCGCGAUGUGGAAUUGGAGGAAUAUCGCAAGCUUCUGCCACGCAUUGAGCAGGAAUGCAACGAGAUCCAGAACCUCAAGAAACAGCUUGAGUUCAACAACCACGCUCUAACAGAACGACUGCAAAGUGCAGACGAACAGCAUGAAAGGGACGAUGCUCUGAUCAGCGAACUACGUGAGCGUCUCGGAGAAAUGGACGGCUUACCAGGCAGUCCGUCUCCUGGCUCUGAGACACCGAAGAUGCAAGGAACAUUACAUAAGGACUUUGAGGCUAUCGGUGUCAAAGAAUCUCAGCUCAAAUCUGAGAAUGAUGACCUGAAGCGGGAAAUGGAUUCCCUCAAGGCACCUUCGACUGCCCCGGAAUCCCACGCAGAAGGUUUCUCUGAGAGCUUUGUUGCGUCUGUACAGCUGGCACGCGCCAAUUCUACACAGAGUGACGAGUACUGGAAACUCUACGAGAAUUACACUGGGGUCCUCAAAAAGAUUGCAGAGGUCCAAGAUACCUUGGAAAUAGCCAAAAAGGAACUUUCAGAUACACAGGCCGAACUUGGCCUUGUCAAUGAAGAGCAAAUCGACAUGCUUCGCGGCCUCGAAGAGCACAACUCAGCUGAAUUGACGAAACUUCGGGGUGAUUGGGAUAGUCUCACCCAUAAUGUCCAUCACUUGGAGGCCGAGGUUGAUGCCAGCCAAACUUUAGUGCGCGAGGUUUGUGCAGAGCGAGAGGAGCUGCGCAAGAUGCUCGACAACAAACAAAGCGAAAUCAGCUCUGAGGACCAAGAAGUGAUGAAAGAGAUGCAGAUGCUCCUGGGCGAGUUUGAGACUCACAACGAAGGCGGGGAAGUAUCCCAGAAAUCGAGCUUCGACCUCUUGAAACAGUGCGCUGGGGUUCUGGAGAAGAAUGUUGAGCGACUUGCUCAACGUGCAGAGUAUAUCCAGCAACAAAACGAACUCGUCAAGUCGCUGCGUGAGCGUAUGAAGAACUACGAAGAGAACCUGGACGAUGGCAUUCCCAAAGAAAGAGAGCUUGAACUCCAGAAGAUUAUUGAUAGCCAAGCCCGAGAACUGAGCCUCGUAGGCUCGGCUUGGUAUCACCUUCAGAGCCGAUGGCAGAACAACAACAUGACAGUAUCACGAUAUCGACAUGGAGCCAGCACAGGAGACUCCAAGGGCUGGCUAGCAAAGCAAAGAAGUGCUGUUGCCGGUCAAUAG